AUGCUGAAAAGGCUGUCAAUUCGUGCCCAUGUGCCAUUGAGACGCCAACGGUAUAGUACUCCACCUACAUAUUUUGCAGGUGCUCCACCUCGACCCGUAGUUUCCUCAGUUUCCACUUCAAUACCUUUAUCGCCAGCAAGCGCACGAGUUCAAAAUCAAGAUGCUACUUCGCGCAAAUAUUUACAAGAUUUGGUGACAGUCAUCUCGGUACUAGCAUUGUCAUUGUUAGCGUUUGAUAGCUAUCGUGUGAGAGUAAAAUUGGAAGCAAAGCUCGAGCAGGACACCGAGCAUUUUAAAAAGACACAAGAUCUAGUGACCAAGGAAUUUAAUGCAAACCGCAAGAAACGCGAGCUGCAAAUCUUGAACGAGCGCAAGCGUGUACAGACCCGCGAGCUGAAGGUCGCAUUGCACGUGGCAUUGCUGCGCAAGCAGCUCGAAGACCUGGGUGUACAGCCAGCAUCUGUAAACCAGGCAUUGCAAGAAUUCGAGAAAAAUGCGAAGAUGGAAAAUAGCACGAGCAACGUAAGCGGGACCCGACUCUGGAUCACGGAAAAUAGUCCCUGUAAAGGCUACAUUUCAGACGUUCGGGAAUACGAUUGA
This is a messenger RNA of Lachancea lanzarotensis, 600 nucleotides long. RefSeq names its product LALA0S05e07536g1_1. The transcript has a single exon. Lineage: Eukaryota; Fungi; Ascomycota; Saccharomycetes; Saccharomycetales; Saccharomycetaceae. Bases 1 to 600 code for a protein of 199 amino acids. The record is from RefSeq and is a predicted model, not a curated record.